UAGCUGCGACUGCGAGUGACUGAGCUCUUUCUUUCUUAUUUGGUUUUUUCCAUCCCAAAUCCACCAGCUUAUCUUUUUCGUUUUUACUAACGCUAAAAUUGAAAAAUCAAAGAUUAUAUGCAGUGAGUAUUAAUAUUUUAAAGAGUACAAAUCAAGAUCUUUCUCUCGCGUUAGAGAUUUGGAGGUAACCUUGUCUCUUAAGCUUCAGCAGUUGGUCAAAUUUUAGCUAAUGAGAACCCAGUAGUAGUAACUCCUCCCGCUCCGGUCGCUGUGCACCGCUUUUUCCUUCAACACUCUAUUCUUGUCGAUAUUGGCUGUUACUCUAACCAAGCAACUGGACCUUCUUCUUCUUCUCUAUCUCGUUACUUCUUAUUUGCAUUUCUCUGAAAUUUUCUCCUUCGGCUCAGGGGUUAUUUCUUACCUCAGUUUCAACUAUUUGUUCUUCCAAAUUCUACUUCUGAACAUAGGUUGUUGGAAUGGAGUCUGGCAUAGAUGCUGAUGCACCUUUAGAUUAUGCAACCAUUGACAUUUUUCCAGCUCAGAACAGAUAUGAGGUAUUCAUUUGUAGUGAUGAUGAGGUGGAGAAAUUAGCCAUUGGGUUGCUGGAACAACUCUCGCCACAUUUACCAGGAGUGAACAAUUUGCACAGCAUAGGUUCUAAUGCUAAGUUCAAACUUCAAGUAGUAGGACUCGACGAGAAAACAUGGUUCACAAAGUCAACUUUAAACAGAUUUCUCCAACUUGUUGCUUCCCCGGAAUUAUUGAUUUCAUGUAAGCUCAUUGAAGGUGAAAUGACUCAAUUGGAGGAGGCCAGAAAAUUUCAUCUUUGUUUAUAUGCUCAGGGGCGCAAGGAUCAUUUAGUAAGUGCGGAAAAAGAUGGCUCCACCUCAAUUGAGACAGCACCAAUAUUCAAACCUGAAGAAAAAAUUGCAUCAUCAGAUACUUCAAAGGAUGAAUUAUUGCGAGCUAUGGACUUGAGGCUCACAGCAUUGAGAAAGGAGUUAGCUGCCAGUCUAAACCAGACUGCAACCUUCUCCUCUAAAGAUGUUAUCAAUUUAAUUUACUUUUGUGAUCAUUUUGGUGCAACAGACUUAAAGAAUUCUUUAUCCAAAUUCUUGGAACUGAGCUGUAAAAGUGACACAUCUGUACUUACAAAUGAUGACAAGAAUUCAUCUACAGGCAUGUCAAGAAGUGACAAUGCAGAUAAGAUUAAUGGCGAAAUUCAAAUAUCAAGAUCCAUACCUGCACAAACACCAGUAAAGUAUGGUGUUUCACCUGCAGUAGUUGCCCAAGUUGAACGACAGAGCUCAACUGAAAGUGAGGAGUCUAACUCGGGUGAUGAGAAUCAGGUAUCUGUAGAAAGAGGUCGAGUACUUACAAGAUCUGCACAACCAAGAAGGUCAGCAUCCCCAAUGCGAAGGAUUCAAAUAGGAAGAACUGGAUCACGCAGGGCUCCUGCAUUAGCCAUUAAAAGCCUGGGUUAUUAUCCUCCUAGAGAGAGGAAUCCAUGUUAUAGAGAUGUAGCGGGAAACAAUGGUGAAGAGGAAGGAUCUGAACAAAUCAGUAAGAAACCUGAGAGUAAUGUGCUCAGGAUGUCUGUUCAAGACGCAAUCAAUCUUUUUGAAAGCAAACAGAAAGAUCAAAGUGCAGAUGCUCAAAAAAGGAGCUCAUUAUCAAAUCACUCUCUCUCUACAAAUAAAUCUGUGUUAAGAAGAUGGAGUGCUGGUAGAGUGGAAUGUUCUGUUCCCUGUCAAGAACUCGUUUAUGAAGACUCCAUCCUGUUGUCACGUGGUGAUGUUGUGGAUGGAGAGAAUUCAAAUCUUCCAGUAGAAGAAAAAUUGGAGUCUGAUUUUACGUCUGGAUUUCAAAACCCCCCUGACACUACUAAGGUCAAUGUAGAAUCAGGGAAAUUGGAAAAAAGAGCACAUGAUUCAGUGGACAUUCAAAUGGACAGUAAUGCAACGCAAGGUCAGGAAAGUAAUGGGUUGUCGACAUCAUCAGUAGACUGGAAUCAACAGAAAGAGGCAGAAUUGAACCAGAUGCUGAAGAAAAUGAUGGAAAGUCAGCCUGUGAGAACCAGGAAGCCUCAGAGUAGCAGAAACCAGAAUAUCCCUUCUGAGCAUAGAGGUGGAUUUUAUGAUCACUAUAAGGAGAAGAGGGAUGAGAAACUUCGAGGAGAGAAUGCUGGAAAGAAAGCAGAAAAAGAAGCACGAUUUAGAGCAAUGCAGAAAAUUCUUGAUGAUCGUAAGGCUGAAAUGACCUCCAGAAGUGUGAAGGAUGUAAGUAAAAAACAUCCUUCACCUAAACCUCAAAAGUCACUCAAGAAUCCAUCUCAGCCUGCAAAUCUUAGGAAUGAGAAACCAAAAGCUUCUGUUACAGGGAAGGUUUCAUCUAAAGCAUCUAACUUGCCUGCUACUCGUAAAUCAUGGCCAUCAGCACCUUCAGCUAGAGUUGCAGGAUCAUCGCCAUCUAAAACUCCAGGCAUCUCAUCUGCUGGUACCACGCCGACACGUCGGAAACCUCACUCAGCACCAUCCAUUCAUCGAUCAAGCGCCAAAGUAGAAAGAUCCCAGCCACGUCAUAGAAAUGUGAAGGAAAGUCAGGCUAACACUGACAGGAGCCUGAAGGGUGCAACAGAAAGGGUGCAGCAAACAGCGACAAAAUGUGGAAAAACAACAAAAACUAAAGUCGCAGCAGCUGCUGGAGAUUGUCCUAUCCAAUCAAAGCCUAGUUUCUACAACAAGAUGACCAAGAAAAGCAGCAUUGUGCCUCUGGAAUCAAAACCCUUCCUCCGUAAAGGAUCUAGAGUUGCUCCUGGUGUUGGUCCCAUUGCAAGCAAGACAAAAAAUUCUUCUGUAUUGGAGGAAUCUCCCAUAAACUGUGGGAAUAUGACAGAAACUCCAAACAUUGAUGUGGUUCUUGAUGCUUCAAAUCUUGUAAGUCAGCACCAAGAUCAGGAUAUUGUUGCACCGGACCAUGCUAAUACUGCUAUGGAUACAGAAACAACAGUCCAUAGUCAUCAGAAUCAUGAUGUACCUGAGAAUAUCAAUGAGCUCACUACUGAUGUUGAUGACAGCUUCAAAGAUACAAUAGAGUCUUCAGCGAAGAUUCAGAUCCAAGAAGAAUCAGUUAUUUCCCCCAUUGCAUGGGAGGAAAUAGAGGAACACCAGAACGUCCAUAGCUCAUAUGCUGAUGGUACCUCUCAACUUGCUUCUCCAGUUCAUGUUUCACCUCUUGGAUUGUCAAGUCCACGCGUUCGUCAUUCUUUGUCACAGAUGCUCCAAGAAGACAGUAGUGAACCUGAUACAGUUGAGUGGGGAAAUGCUGAGCAUCCUCCUGCCAUUGUCUAUCAAAAAGAUGCCCCCAAAGGGUUAAAGAGGCUCUUGAAAUUUGCCCGGAAAAGUAAAGGGGAUGCAAAUUUAACAGGCUGGUCUAGCCCAUCUGUCUUUUCUGAAGGAGAGGAUGACGGUGAUGAAUGCAAAGCCGUUGGUAAGAGAAGCACUGAUAAUAUGCUAAGGAAGACAUCGCUACAUUCAAAGAAUUAUGGACAACAAAAUGCUUCUUUCUUCACGGGCCAUGAAAAAAGUAUAGAUGCUCAUGAACUUCUCACUGCUCAAUCAAACUUCAUCAAAUUUGAUGCCCAGACUUCUCAAAAGCUGCAGAAGGGCCAUGUUUCAACUGCAGCUUCUACAGCUAAAGCAACAAGGUCAUUCUUUUCUCUUUCAGCAUUUAGGGGCAGCAAACCAAAUGAUACAAAGUUCCAUUGAUGAGAUGAUUCUGAAACAAUAAUCCGUUCUCCUUGAAGCCACAUGCAAUCUAGAUUUGGCUUCAAAAAGAAAAAUUCCUUGCUCUUCCUAUUCUAUCAUCUUAUCGUGCAUGGUCUAGCAUUUUGGGGGCAAGGAGUUGGAGUUUUGUGGGUAUUCCGUUGAUGGUUCUUGCAUGCGUAUCCACAUAUGGUGUCAGGGUCUGCAUCUGGCUGAAACAUGGUUUCUUUCAUAUUAAUCUCAUUGUUGAAGAUGUAAACCAUUGAUGAAAUCCAGAAGUUGGCCAAAAAACAAAUGACCUCAGUCUCAUAGGAUUUUAGUUCUGUGAGCUUGGCUCAGUUUCAGUAUGCAGCUUAUAAUUGUGUAGUAUUUAAAUACUGCAUUUACUAUGCCCCGCUUGUCAAUUUUUGGAACUUGGGAGUACCGCUCACUUUUCAUCUGUUCUUAAUGUAAGAUAGAAAAUAAUUUAAAGUGUGGAUAGAUGCGUAUUAUGCUUUUUGAA
Molecule: messenger RNA, 4266 nt
Organism: Jatropha curcas
Lineage: Eukaryota; Viridiplantae; Streptophyta; Magnoliopsida; Malpighiales; Euphorbiaceae
Source: RefSeq, a predicted model, not a curated record